Messenger RNA from Mesocestoides corti, 1917 nucleotides. The record is from the annotation of a GenBank genome assembly. NCBI's taxonomy places the organism in Eukaryota, Metazoa, Platyhelminthes, Cestoda, Cyclophyllidea, Mesocestoididae.
AUGGAAAUUGAGCGUGGAAACAUUCUUGUGGCUGCACGUUUUGUAGUUCGAGAACUUCUCGACUACGUUUCGACUCACCAAUUGGCGGUGGUUAAUUAUGAUGUCGAAUGUGAGAAUUCAACAAAUCUUUCCACAAUUACUUCUCGUCUGCUGUGCAUAAUCGAAUGCGGAAUCUGUCAUGGACUAGCUCCUGCUGCCGCAAGGUCUUCGAAGCCUGUUACCUCCAUUCCAUUGCCUAACCCCUGGCCCAUAAUCUCUCACGCUAAUAUUGGUUGUCGGAGUUUAGUUGACAGCGUGUGUCUCUUUGACGACAUUAAAACCGGCCUUGGACGAACCCGUCUCUGGAUACGACACGCACUCAUGAGCAAUCAAUUAGGUGUGUUUGUACGGAGCCUGGUUGAACAGAAAGACGCCAAGAACAUUCCCUCUUACUACUUCAACUUCACCAUUGACGACUCACCAACCAAGCCCUCAAAGCACUUGAGCAUCUCAGACGUCUACAAAAGUGGCUCUCUCCUUACUUCAGACGAAGGCGUCAAUUUCGCACACCUCCUUUGUGGUCUGAGUGUCAUUGAUUUCUGCUUUGUACUCAAAGACAACUUGGCUUCACUCGACAGGCCCUUGGACGUUAUUGAUUACCGACCGUGCAUUAGACCGCUUGUGGACGCCUCCUCGCCUUGUGAACCUCCAUCCCAAACGGAGCUAGAAGCGCGUCUGUCGGCAGUGAUUGAGCAGAAAACGUAUCUGGAGGAAACGCUGUCAACCACCCAAUCACGCGUGGAAAAACUGACUGCAGACCUAGCCGAUGUGACCAAUCAGAAGGCAGCACUGGAGAGCUCUAACGCCGACUACGCAGCCAAGGUGUCAGAAUUGGAGAAUCGCAACAGCCGUCUGUCGAAUCUGCUCGUCAAACAGUCAAGGGAGGUUCAGAACGACCUGGAGCUGGUUCGGGAGACCUUUAAGCACUCCAACCUGUCUCUCGACAACCAGAACUCGGAGCUGGAAAAGCGACUUGCCGAGGAGAACAAACGGCGGUUGGAGGCUGAGGAAGCUCUUGUCAAAGAAUCCGAAGCCAGGGCCGACCUGGAGGCUAAACUUGCGCUCCUGCAGGUGACGCAUAGUGACAAUGAGGGUUUUCUGGCGGAACAACGACGUCAAAAUGCCGACCUCGUGGCCUUGAACAGGGAGUUCUCCCUCAAACUCAGCAACGUCACUGGCGAGCUCGAAGCAAGCCACAAACUCACCACUGAUCUUCAAGAAAAGAUUGAAGGCAUGUCCACCGUCAUCGGCACAAUGGACGAGAGGUUCACCGAGCUGAAGGAGUCGAAGUGCGCCAUGGAACAGGCCCUACGCGAGGCCAUCGACAGGGCCAAUCGAGCUGACCGUCUGUGUGUCCAACUGCAGACCGACCUCCAAGCCAACCAGGAGUUCACGCAGAACCUGCAGGCACAGCUUGACGAGGUCUGCACCGACUACGCCAGUGUGGCAGCGCUGCAGGAGAACUUGGACAGGAAAAGCCAGACUCUGCGUGAACGCGACGCGAUAAUAGCGGAGUUGCAGACGCGGUGCAGCGAGCAGGAGGCGGGUCUGGCGGAGAUGGCGGCGCAGGUGCAGUCGGCGCAGCUGCGCGCCGACCGCGUCACUGAGCAGCUGCGCCACCUCCAGACUGCCCAAUGGAAGCACGACGGGGAGGUGCACGCCUGCACCCAGUGCGCCACACCCUUCUCCAUCGCCCGACGCAAGGUUCGUAGUUGGGUUGUGUGGAACCCCACGGUGGCAUCUUUUGGACCGCCAGGGGGGGGAGGUAAGGGGGGUACCUCACGGGUCGUUCACCCUCUCGCGAACCCUCCUCGGACUCCCACCAUCCUCGAAAACCUGUAUUGGUUGGGUCGAAAUCGGUGCAUAGAGGUGUUGUAA